AUGAAUACAAAUACCAGCUCUAAAGAAUUCACGUGGAAAUUGUUGAAAGCAAAUUUAUUAUUCCUUCUCAAAUAUGGACUUAUGUAUGCCAAUAAUCCAAACCAAAGGACUGUUUUGAUGAUGAUCAUUAAGAAAUUGAUGUCUAACUUAUCUUUUCUCUUCAACAAUAUCAAUGAAUCAGGAUCUCAAUCAGAACCUAUACCAAAUACAAUCGAUACUUGGAAUAAUCCAAUCAAUACUAUCAUUUUCUUAUUUUCUCAAUAUCCUAAUAAUGUUCCUAAUUGGGAUAUGGUAGCUUCAAGUAAUCAAAUUAACGAAAUAUUUCGUUACGCUAUUGAUUCAAAUAUUCCUUAUGAUCAAUUACUAAAUUUUGUAAGAUCAUCUCCAAUCUACAAUGAGUUAUUACUUACAUUUACAGAGAUUAUCGUGGAAGAUCUAUUAAAAUUACAAGCCAAAAGGCAUGCCGUUACAAAAAUCCAUAAAAUUGUUCAUGAACAUUUGUACAUUACUACUACUGCUUUAAUCGUUUCCAAUUUGUCUUCUCAACAAAUGAUUACGGACGACACGAUAUUCGCAUCAAUAAAUGCUUGGAUAAAUUACAUCUCAUCCAUCCGUCAUAUAUCUUCCGAUGGUACUAUGGAUCUGACAGAAAUUUUCCAAAAAUUACUUGACCUUAUGUACCAUUCAUCUGAACAUACUGACAAAUACCUUAUCGCUGAGAAAGUUUUAACCAUUUUCGCUAAUGUGUUCGCUAAUGAUCCAUUAUUAAUGAGUUUUCCAUUACGUGAACAGGUGGAAGCCUUAUUCUUAGGUAUUUCAAGAUCAGGAAAUGGUGAUAUAGCACAGAACAAAUGGAUGUUACAAUACAUGAAUUAUUUGGUUACCAAUGAAAUGACAUCUGAAUUGAAAGAUUUGACUGUUUGUAUUGUUGAUUUCUUACAAAUUAAUACCUUAGAUGUUUGUAAUAAAUUAUUUACAACUAUUUCAACUGAUAAAUUCAGUGAGUCUGUUUCUGAACAAUACAUUAAAGUCCUUCUUCAAAUGACUAAUUUCCCAUUAGUACCUGUGUUACAAGAAUUUUUCUCUGUGAGAAUGGUAGAUUUUUGGUUAGAACUUGCAGAAUGUUAUUCUACAUUAUCUAAUGAUACUUUGAAAUCAAAUGCAAAUGAGAUUUCCACUGAUAUUUUCCAACAGGUUAUUAAUAUAUACUUACCUAAAAUAUCACUGUUAAACGAACAAAAGAUUCUUCAAGAAGAUAAUGAUUCAUCUUCCCUACACGAAUUCGAUGAUUUCAGAAAAGCUGUAGCUGAUCUAACGCAGACAUUAUGGAUGAUUUUGGGGCAUGCUAAUUUAACGAAUGUUUUAAUUAUAGGUAUCGGUAGUGCGGAUGCAUCGACUUCAGACAAUAUUGGAAAUCUUUACCAAAUUGAAUCAAUGUCUUAUUUGUUAGGUGUCUUACUAGCAGAUGGCUCUGACUCCGUUAGUCCAUGGAUUUGUAAUGUCCUUAAACAAAACAGUUUUACAAUUGAAAAUAAUUUGCUACUUUUCAGACAUAGCAUGACAAAACUUAAUACAAAUAUCAAUACGUUAGAUAGUACGUUAAGUUUGACCUUUGCAAGAACUAGUUGUGCAUUAAUUGGUAGAUUGGCAGGAUAUUUCACAUCCGAACCAGCAAAAUUAAGUACAUGUUUAGAGGCUCUUUUCCAAGGGUUAGAAACUUGUACUGUAACUUCUGGCUCCCCUAUCAAUGGCAAAUUGGAAACCAUUAUCGUUAAAACGAUUGUUCAACUCUGUGAAACAUGCCGUCAACAAUUAUCUUCAUUUUUGGAACAUUUUUUCAACGUUCUAAUGUCAGUUAUGAGACCAAAUUCAAAUGUUUCCAACUUUACUAGAUCUAAUCUUGUCAAAUCAGUUGGUUAUAUUAUCCAAUGUCGUGUUGAGAAUGGUGCCCAAGAACAAGGUAAGUAUAUUCUUCAACUGAUUGAUAUGAUAGGUUCACUUAUUGAAAAUAACUUAAAUUCACCAGUUCUUCCAUCUGAACAACAAUAUGAUUACAUGCAUUGUUUACUAGACUGUAUCCUUGAAUUAGGAUCAUCAAUGCUUCAAUCUGAUGAUAGUGAAAAUACACAGCUAUUACAAAGACUUCCGGAAUUUCAACAAUUUUGGCAAAACGACCCAUUUUAUAUCCGUAAUAAGAUUAUGGCAAUGAUUGAAAAAGCCCUUGCUGCCCCUGAAUUUAAUAAUAGAUCUGGUAUAAUAGAAGUUAGUUGUUUAAUUUUGGGAAGAACACUAACAGUACCAGAUGAUGAACCACAUUUCUUAAGAUAUUCAAUGCAAGAAAUCAUUAAUUUCAUAUUGGCACAUAUCGGAACUUGUGAAUUGACGAUAUCAUUACCUUAUUUUGUUUAUCUAUUAGAAAAAUUAUUCAAACAUUUUAAAGAUAUUUUAACUUCAGAAGAUUUUGAUUUUUUAUUUGAAAAAAUUAUUUUACCUGGUUACACACAAUACAUAUCUAGAGAUCCAGAUUUAUUACAAACUACAAUUAAUUUACUUAAUACAAUUCUAGAUUGCAAACCAUCGUUAGUGAUCUUCUCUAAACAUUGGACAACUUUUAUAUUCCCAGAAUUACUUAAAUUAUUGUCAGCAAAAGAAAGAUUUACCACUAUUGCAGUUGGCAAAUUCUGGACAAAAGUCAUUAAUAAUAAAAAGUACACUCAGCAAGAUUUACAAGUUUCUAGGCAACAGAUUGGUGCUAUUGGACAAGAUUUAGUUUAUCAAACAAUGAAUGGUUUGUAUCAUACUCAAAGAUCAGACUUAAAUUGUUACACAGAUUUGAUUAGAACGUUAGUAGCCAAAUUUCCGAUGGAUUGUAAAGGUUGGUUAAUUGUUGCAUUGCCUCAAGUAUGCAAUAAACCUGAAAUUCAUGAAAGAUUCAUAAAUAAGUUACUUGUCACAAGAGGCAAUAGAGCUGCCAGCAGCGUUAUCCUUAAUUGGUGGUUAGAAUGUACCUCCCUACCGGGCUACUAA
Messenger RNA from Naumovozyma dairenensis CBS 421, 3027 nucleotides. It is a transcript of the gene KAP122, whose product is annotated as Kap122p. Gene Ontology annotation, cellular component: nuclear membrane; cytoplasm. Gene Ontology annotation, biological process: protein import into nucleus. The record is from RefSeq and is a predicted model, not a curated record. NCBI's taxonomy places the organism in Eukaryota, Fungi, Ascomycota, Saccharomycetes, Saccharomycetales, Saccharomycetaceae. Bases 1 to 3027 code for a protein of 1008 amino acids. The transcript has a single exon.